GUGAUUUGACUGUGAGUGCUGCGUGGGAGCGGAUCGGAUCAGUAGAUAAGGAAGCUUGGGCGAUCCCACAUGGGAAUCCGAUCCCUGAGCACGCGCGCCUCACCCUCACCCCCCUCUUCCGGAGAUGGCUUCCUCGCCUCAGCCGGCUUCGGCGGCAGCGGUGGUCUUCGCGGUCAACGGCGAGCGCUUCGAGCUCCGCGACGGCGACGGCGUCGACCCGGGCGCCACCCUCCUCGACUUCCUCCGCUCCCGCACCCGCUUCACCGGCCCCAAGCUCGGCUGCGGCGAAGGUGGGUGCGGCGCGUGCGUGGUGCUGCUCUCGACGUACGACCCGGCGGCGGACGAGGUGUCCCACGCCGCUGCGACCUCGUGCCUCACCCUGGCGCGCGGCCUCCACCACCGCGCCGUCACCACCACCGAGGGGCUCGGCAACAGCCGGGACGGGCUCCACGCCGUGCACGCGCGCCUCGCGGGCUUCCACGCCUCCCAGUGCGGCUUCUGCACGCCCGGGAUGUGCAUGUCCCUCGCCGCCGCCCUCGCCGGCUCCAAGGGGCCCGGGCCGCCUCCGCGGGAAGGGUUCUCGAGGCUCACGUCGGCCGAGGCGGAGCGCGCCAUCGCGGGGAACCUGUGCCGCUGCACGGGGUACCGCCCCAUCGCCGACGCCUGCAAGAGCUUCGCGGCGGACGUGGAUUUGGAGGAUUUGGGGCUCAACUCCUUCUGGAAGAAGGGGGACACCAACGUCUCAAAAUUGCCACCGUACAAGGAAGGGAGCAUUGGUACGUUUCCGGAGUUUCUCAAGGCUGAGAUCAUAGCCUCUUCGAGGAUUGAUAAGUGUACCCUGACGCCGGCAACGGCGGGAAGUGCGAGCUCUUGGUUUCGACCUCGGAGUGUGGAGGGGUACUAUAAGCUGAUAGAUUCCGACCCAUUCAACGGAAGUGGCACAAAGGUUGUUGCGGGCAACACUUCUUCUGGUGUUUACAGGGAGGCAGAGGUGUAUGGUAGGUACAUUGACCUCAGGGACAUCCCAGAGCUGAAUUCAGUAUGCAUGGAUGCCAAGGGUGUUCGUAUUGGGGCCGCUAUACCGAUCUCUUGGGUUAUUGACAUUUUAAGAGAAGGUGAUGACUGCAAGGAUGUGGUCUUUGGUAAGAUUGCUGAUCACAUGGAGAAGGUGGCUUCUCAUUCUGUGCGAAAUACCGCGAGCUUGGGUGGAAAUCUGGUAAUGGCGCAAAGGGACGAGUUUCCCUCUGAUAUUGCGACCAUUCUUCUUGCUGCUGGUUCGUCAGUGUGCAUCCAGGUAUCAUCACAAAAGCGGAAUGUCAUGUUAGAUGAGUUCUUGGAGAUGCCACCAUGUGAUUACAAGACAUUGCUUUUAAACAUUUAUAUUCCUCGUUGUACUCCUGACAGUGUCUUAUCAAGUGCUGGGACUGUAAAUAUAGCAGGAGAUAAGACAGGAAGUUCUCUGCUAUUUGAGACGUACCGAGGUGCGCAGCGUCCUCUUGGAAAUGCAAUUGCUUACCUUAACUCCGCUUUCUUUGCUCAAGUCUCUUCAGACAAAACUUCAGGAAGCUUGAUAUUAGAAAAUCUACGUUUGGCUUUUGGUGCAUAUGGAACCCAGCAUGCUAUCAGGGCUAGAGAUGUUGAGAAGCUCUUAGUUGGUAAACCCAUUAAUGCGUCGGUCCUACUUGAAGCAUUUAAAGUUCUCAAGAAAACAAUUGUUCCAAUAGAAGGCACAAGACAUUCUGCUUAUAGAUCAAGCUUGGCUGUUGCCUUUCUGUUUAGUUUUCUUUACCCAGCAAUCAAAGGAAAUGUGAAGCCUACGAAAGCGGUCCAUCUAAAUGGCAAUGUAGCUUCUGGUACAAAUGGAAUGCCAAAUUGUGGACCCAGUGCAAAUGUGGAUGUUUCACUUAACGGAACCAAUAGUGUGAAAUCUGGUUUAUAUAGCAAUGCCCAUAUACUUGAAUCUUGCAAGCAGAUUGUUGAAAUCAGUAAAGAUUAUCUCCCAGUUGGCAUACCAACCAAGAAAGUUGGAGCAGAACUCCAAGCUUCUGGGGAGGCUGUAUAUGUGGAUGACAUCCCUUCUCCGGAGGACUGCCUUUAUGGGGCAUUUGUAUAUAGCACAAAACCUUUGGCUCAUGUGAAGAGCAUAGAGCUCGACUCUUCUCUUGAGCAGCUAAAAACUGUGGCAGUUAUCACCGUUAAAGAUAUUCCAAAAGGGGGUGGCAAUUUCGGGGCCAACACUAUAUUUGGACCUGAGCCUCUGUUUGGCGAUCCACUUACUCAGUGUGCCGGGGAACCUCUUGGUGUCGUGGUUGCAGAAACACGGAAUUUUGCCAAUAUAGCUGCCAAACGAGCUUUAGUUAACUACAGCACAGAAACUUUGGAUACCCCAAUUUUAUCAAUAGAGGAGGCAGUCAGGAGACACAGUUAUUUUGAAACCCCACCAUUUCUUCUUCCGCAAAAGAUUGGUGAUUUUCCCAAAGGGAUGGAAGAAGCCGAUCAGAAGAUCUACUCAGCUGAGGUGAAGCUUAAUUCACAGUAUUACUUUUACAUGGAAACACAAACUGCUCUAGCCAUACCUGACGAGGAUAAUUGCAUGGUAGUGUAUAGCUCAAGCCAAUGCCCUGAGGCAGCACAAAAUAACAUUGCACAGUGCCUCGGUUUACCUUGUCACAAUAUUCGCGUUGUCACGAGAAGAGUUGGUGGUGGCUUUGGAGGAAAAGCUGUUAGAUCAUUACCUGUGGCGACAGCGUGUGCACUUGCAGCAUUUAAACUACGUCGUCCUGUUCGAAUGUAUCUUGAUCGCAAGACUGACAUGAUAAUGACUGGAGGUCGGCAUCCUAUGAAAAUAUGCUAUUCCAUAGGAUUCAAAUCAGAUGGAAGAAUCACAGGAUUGCAUGUAGAUUUGUUCAUAAAUGCAGGAAUGAGCAUGGAUGUUAGUCCGAUUAUUCCUCACAAUUUCGUAGAGGCACUGAAGAAAUAUAACUGGGGUGCCUUUUCCUAUGAUGCAAAGAUCUGCAAAACAAAUAUUGCAACGAGAUCUGCAAUGCGGGGCCCUGGAGAAGUGCAGGGUUCUUAUGUUGCUGAAGCUAUUAUCGAGCAUGUGGCGUCAGCUCUCUCUACUGAUGUUAAUUUGGUCAGGCAGAGAAAUAUUCACACGGUGGAGAGCCUUGCUUUGUAUCACGGUGAGUGCAUGGAAGAUGCCCUGGGGUAUACACUUCCCUCCAUCUGCAAUAAAUUGACUGCAUCAACAAAUUACCAGUAUCGUUUGGAAAUGAUCCAGACCUUCAACAAAAGCAACCAAUGGAAAAAGCGGGGCCUUUCUUUUGUUCCAAUAGUGCAUAAAGUGUCAUCUCGACCAACACCGGGGAAAGUGUCAAUUCUUAAUGAUGGAUCUAUUGUUGUUGAGGUUGGAGGCAUUGAGUUAGGGCAGGGGCUUUGGACAAAAGUGAAGCAGAUGGCAGCAUUUGGUCUUGGACAGUUAUGGGAUGAUCAAAGUCAAGACCUGUUGGAAAGAGUAAGAGUUAUUCAAGCAGACACAUUAAGUGUGGUACAGGGAGGGUGGACUACAGGGAGCACCACGUCAGAAUGCAGCUGUGAAGCAGUUCGACGUGCUUGCAAUAUUAUGGUUGACAGACUGAAAUCACUCAAGGAGCAAUUACAAGAAAAACAAGGCAUGGUUUCAUGGGAUGGACUGAUUUCACAGGCAAAAAUGGCUGGUGUGGAUUUAUCAGCUAGAGAAUACUACAUUCCUGGUGCUUCUGGUUCCUAUCUGAACUAUGGAGCUGCUGCUAGCGAGGUAGAGAUUGAUCUUCUUACUGGAGCCACUACGAUUUUGCGUAGUGAUCUUAUAUAUGACUGUGGUCAAAGCUUAAAUCCUGCUGUGGACUUGGGACAGGUGGAAGGGGCCUUUGUUCAGGGAAUUGGUUAUUUCAUGAGCGAGGAAUAUGUGACCAAUUCGGACGGGCUGAUUGUCUCAGAUGGGACUUGGACAUACAAGAUCCCAACUGUUGACACCAUCCCUAAACAGUUCAACGUUGAGCUGCUCAACAGUGGAUUCCACAAGAAGAGAGUGCUCUCUUCAAAAGCAUCUGGGGAGCCACCUUUGCUGCUUGCAGCUUCGGUUCACUGCGCAACAAGAGAGGCAAUUGCUGCAGCAAGGAAGGAAUACUGUUCUGGGUCUGGGUCUUCUUCACCCCCCUUCUUCGAGUUGGAAGUUCCUGCAGUCAUGCCUGUGGUGAAGGAGCUGUGUGGCUUUGAAAAUGUGGAGAAAUAUUUGGAAACUCUGCUGGCUUCCGAAUAAUCAAACAGACAGUCUGAGCAGUUGGCAGGCAAAUUUUACAGACCAUUGGAGAAGUAAAUUAUAAUCAUAGCAUUAUAGCAUAGACUUUUCAAUUUUAACUGUACUAGUGCAUACUAGGAGGCUUUGUAUCUGUAUGUUUAGGCGUCAUUUGUCAUAUUUGCCCAAUAGUUUUAUGCAAUUACAGACGAUUGCGGGCGUCCAUGCUGGCGAUGGUCGGAACAAGCCGGCGUGGCUGCUGGAGGAGGCUGAAUCGGAGCCGGGUCUGAAGAUAGUUUCAUCAGCUGGAAGUUCUGAAGUUCUGCUAAAUCACCUGGAGAUCGAGUUGGUGGCUGUCAAAUGUUGAUAUCGCAGCUUGUUUUGCUGGUUUUGUUAGCUGUGCUGGAUUGUUUGGCCGAAGUGCUGGCACUUGUUUUAGUUGUUUUGUGAUGGGUUACCGUUAUCUCUUGCAAACCUGUAGCAGUUUUUACUUUUUCGUAUUUCAUUUCAUUGUAUGACUUUAUGCUCCGUUUAUGCAUUUGAAUGUAGUGCGGCCGGGUGGGGAUUAAAAUUACAGUACA
Molecule: messenger RNA, 4857 nt
Organism: Brachypodium distachyon (stiff brome)
Lineage: Eukaryota; Viridiplantae; Streptophyta; Magnoliopsida; Poales; Poaceae
Product: probable aldehyde oxidase 2
Exons: 10
Coding region: 125-4300 (1391 amino acids)
Molecular function (GO): 2 iron, 2 sulfur cluster binding; iron ion binding; FAD binding
Source: RefSeq, a predicted model, not a curated record